Closterium sp. Naga37s-1 is the source of this 807-nucleotide messenger RNA. The record is from the annotation of a GenBank genome assembly. Lineage: Eukaryota; Viridiplantae; Streptophyta; Zygnematophyceae; Desmidiales; Closteriaceae.
AUGCCAGGCUGCCGCUUCUGGCCCUGCUCUCCUGCUGAUCCCCGCGCGCCUCCCCUGACGAUCUCCACGGACUGUCCUCCCUUCCCCAUCGCCGAGCCGGCGAGAGGUGACUCCUCACCCAUUCCCUUCUGCCGGUCUCAUACGGUUGACGCCUCGUCGGGGGUGGUCACCACUCCUUCUUUCCCCUUCUCUGCUGCCAAAGGCUUGGCGGUGAGUGUCCCGCCACGUCCUGCCUUCCUUCCCCCAUGUGGCGUCGGUUGGGCGACCGCGAAUCGCCACUGGGCCUCCCUUCCCACUGCCGUUGCUGGCACGGCGAGCGUGAUCCUCCCUUCCGUCGCCCUUCCUGCUGCCACUGCGGCUCCGGCGAGCGGUACUCCCUGCCCCACUCUCCCCCAGGUGCCCGCUGUCGAGCCGCCGAGCACCCCUCGCUCUCCUGUCCACCUCCGCGCAUCUCUCCCCCGCCAUUGUACCGCUCUGUUCUCGGCGGUGGUUCCCUCGGUGAGCGUGAGCCUCUGUCCCGCUGCCCCGCCCGCCAUCGCUGGCUUACUGUCGUGCGUGCGUGCUCGGCUUCUCCUCCCCCACGAGAUCCCCGCGGCUGCACCGCGCGGUUGGCACCUGCAGCGCGUGCCUCUUCCGUCCGCGCCUCCUCCUCUUCCUCUUCUGCUGCCGCAGCGGAGUCGGCGGUUCCCGUGGGUGCCGCGCGCUCCUCUUCCUCGUCUCCGCGCUCGUCUGGUCGCCGCCGUGCUCCUGCUCGUCGCCGUGCUCCUGCUCAUCUCCGUACUCUCGAUCGUCCUCCUCGUCCCUUGA